Molecule: messenger RNA, 2468 nt
Organism: Rattus norvegicus (Norway rat)
Lineage: Eukaryota; Metazoa; Chordata; Mammalia; Rodentia; Muridae
Gene: Stx6
Product: syntaxin 6
Exons: 8
Coding region: 171-938 (255 amino acids)
Biological process (GO): regulation of protein localization; intracellular protein transport; retrograde transport, endosome to Golgi
Cellular component (GO): Golgi membrane; recycling endosome membrane; early endosome
Molecular function (GO): SNAP receptor activity
Source: RefSeq, marked provisional
CUGCUGUGGGGGCCGGCUUGGAGUGGGAUUCGACCCGCGGCGCUGACCGAGUGCUGGACCGACGGCUGUCGGGCACCCGGGCCUGCGCGCACUGCUGCUCCGGGUCGCCCCGGCCGAGGCGCUGGCCACGGUAGACCUCAGGGAGGGCUCGGGCUGCCGGGCCGGGCGCCAUGUCCAUGGAGGACCCCUUCUUUGUAGUGAAAGGAGAGGUACAGAAAGCAGUCAACACUGCCCAGGGAUUGUUCCAGAGAUGGACGGAGCUUCUGCAGGGCCCCUCCGCAGCAACGAGGGAAGAGAUCGACUGGACCACCAACGAGCUGAGGAACAAUCUCCGCAGCAUAGAGUGGGAUCUGGAGGACCUGGAUGAAACCAUCAGCAUAGUUGAAGCAAAUCCUAGAAAAUUCAACCUGGAUGCGACUGAAUUGAGCAUAAGAAAAGCCUUCAUCACAAGUACUCGGCAAAUUGUCAGGGACAUGAAGGAUCAGAUGUCAGCUUCAUCUGUGCAAGCGUUGGCAGAAAGGAAAAACAGACAGGCGCUACUAGGAGAUAGCAGCAGCCAGAAUUGGGAUGCUGGAGUGACGGAUCGAUAUGGGCGCCUUGAUCGGGAGCUGCAGCUGGCCAACUCCCAUUUCAUCGAGGAGCAGCAGGCACAGCAGCAGUUGAUUGUGGAACAGCAGGAUGAGCAGUUGGAGCUGGUCUCUGGCAGCAUCGGGGUGCUGAAGAACAUGUCCCAGCGCAUCGGAGGGGAGCUGGAGGAACAGGCAGUCAUGCUGGAUGAUUUCUCUCACGAGUUGGAGAGCACUCAGUCUCGACUGGACAACGUGAUGAAGAAACUUGCAAAAGUGUCUCACAUGACCAGUGAUCGGCGCCAGUGGUGUGCCAUAGCCAUCCUCUUCGCGGUCCUGCUGGUCGUGCUGACCCUCUUCCUAGUGCUGUGAUGGUGGUCGCCUUGGCGCUUCUGCACGAGGACCCAGGGAAGAGGAGCAGCAAGCACUCGGCCACUUACAUUCCUCUCCCAGAAACACACCUCCGCCCUGCUUCCUCUGUGACUCCGGCAUCGGGACAGCCUUCUCUCCCAGCGUUCAAAGGGCAGGCUUAGAAGAAGGAGGAGGUGACCACAUGCCCGGCUGGACAGCAGAAGCCCUUGGCUGCCCCAGGAAGCUGAGGACAGCAAGCCCCUGCUUUGCCUUACUGGACCUCGCUCCUUGAGGAAGGAAGGAAGGAAGGAAGGAAGGAAGGAAGGAAGGAAGGAAGGAAGGAAGGAAGGAAGGAAGGACUCCGAGUCAUCAGAAGAACUAACAGCCCCACUUACUCCGUUGCUCAUUCUGCUGGUCUCUGGCAGUCUUUCUUUCUACUCAGACCCUUUCCCUGCUUAGAUGGGUGCCACUCUCCCUUCAGAAGAGGCCUGGCAAGAAUGCGGGCGUCUAGGGUGUAUGUUUCCCAUUGCUGUUUGUUUCUUAGCCCGAGAGCUGGCUGCUGCUGAGGACAGAAGGCUCAGAAUCACUUCGUGACAGAAAUGCAGUGUUUCGUUUUGCUGGGUAAGAGCUGAGAUUAAAUUGCUUUUCCGGGUGUCUUUGUGGCAGGGAUAAGCAAUAGGAAAUAGUGAAAUCCCUGGGGAUUGGGGUGCAGAUGACAAAAGGCUUUAAAGGACUGGGGCAGUUGAGAACAGCAGCACCUGCGUUGGUCUAGCCUAUUGGAAGGGCUGGUGAUCUCUCUCAAGGCCUGGACAGAGCACCAACCUGGUCUGUCCCAGGGCUCUCUCUCCAGAGGUGCAGCUUGCAUACGUAGAGCCCUCAUACAGUGUGGAGCAGCAUACACCACUCGGCCAGGCGGGCAUGGCUUCUUCUCUGAUGCGUAUUCCGAUGGCUCUCAGACGAGGUCGAAGGGUCAGCACAGCUACCACAUCUGUGCAGAACCCGUUCUGACACAGAAAGCUGCUUCUGGGCCAGCGGUCCUUACUCCAUGAGUAAUAGGAUGGAGGUAAGAGAGCUUGUACUCCGUUCUCUAAGGUGACAACUUGACUUCAUCAUCCAUUGGAAUCACUGAGGGAGUCCAAAUUCACUGACAGAUGCUUCAUUGGGUUGAAGUAGCUGAAACUGCUGACACUCCACUUGGGGCUUUGGGCCUCAGAUGUGCAGAUGUAUGUGGGAUUUCUUAUACUGUCCCAAAUGCAUGGCCUGGUAUUGAAGUAGCUGUCAGGUCCAGAGCCAGCCUUUCACACUGGGGCUGCCGCUCAGUCUUCUGUGCAGGAAGAGCAGCGUCUGGACAGUUUGAUCUUUGACCUCUCUUGCUUUGCCUUUCUGUGCAUUCCUUAGCAUGCCAACUUUAAAAAGAGCCCUGGGUUGUUCAUAUGCCUUGGGAUUUCGACUUUUGGGCCUUUUUUGUUUGUUUAUUAUUUCCAAUGAUGUGCUUGCCCAGGUAACUUUUAAAUUGCACUUUUAAAUAAAUAUUUGUAACAAUUUUUAAAA